GUCUUUUCAUAGUACAGCGCACACCAUUGCGAAAGGCUAGCAAUUACGCAGGGGAAACUCCAAGAAAAUACAACGAUUUCACGGAUUUGGAUUUACCUAGGAUUUACCUGGAAUAGGAUGUAGAUGUGAGAGAGAAUUGUGGUUGUAUGGGAACUUUGCAGAAUGGGCAAAUUCCAAAGCAAACAUGCCACAGUUAGUCGGAAUAUUAGCCGUGAAGGUCCGGACGGACAGCAUGGGGAAUAUUUCAUUGUUAACGCCAGUUUGCCUUCACCUGUAAACAAAGCUCUAGAGGAACAGUUAUGGCAGCGACAAGUUACAACGUCAACUGGAUAUAACCUCGCUGCAUACAACUUAGACAGAGCUUCGGAGUUUGCAUUUUGCCUACAGAACCACCAUGCAGAGAAGGGGGAGACAGAGGAGAAAAAAGAUGCAGCAAAUGGACAGGGACCAUUAAAAGUUGCUCUUCCGCCAGAAAAAGACAAUGAUAUGACCAAGGUAUUGAAUUUAGACAAAGAGGAGGAUGGGAGCGAUGUUAAACCAGUGCUCACGGACUCUGACAACGAGGAGAAAGCCAAAGAUGAGAAGGAUAAGAAGAGUGAAAAGCCCAAGGAACUGGAUGUGGAGGAAUUUGAAUGUGGUGUCUCCGUGGAAGGGACAGACAAAGAAGAGUGGUCCUUUACAUUGUAUGAUUUUGAUGGAAAAGGGAAAAUCACUAAAGAGGAUUUGAUUACCUUGAUGAAGUCACUUUAUGAUGCUGUUGGUUCCACAGUGAAACUCCCAGAAAAUGGAAACAAGAGCUUGAAACUAAGACUUACAAUCUCUCCAGAGAAAUCCAAGGAAAACAAUGCAAAUGUUGAAAGCUUCCAAGAAAACAGACUGAAUAUUGAAAUAAAGGAAACACCGCCAACUCCACCAUUAGUGCCACGGGAAUCGGAGAAUUUGUCAACUCCAAAGCUCACUGUAGACUUAUCCACUCCAAGACUGUCAGAUGAUAUAUCCUCUCCAAAAGUGCCGGAAAACUUACCUCUUCCUCAUUUGGCUGAAAACUUAUCUACUUCAAGUUUCACGGAAAAGCAAUCAUCAAGUUCAAAACUUUCUGGAAGCCUGGCAACUCCUAAACACAUGAAGGAAUAUGAGAAUUGUGACAUUUUGCUCAGUGGUGGAAAGGCAAGUAAUCUGGCAGUGAAAGUGCCAGAGAAAAACAUUGAAGCCAUGGAGGCCCCUGGGAAGGAAAGCCCCCCUCCACUUAGGCCCAGAAAACCAAAAUUUAGCUCACAGGAACAGCGCCAUCUGGCAGAACUUGUACAGAAGAAUAUGGAGAGGCAUCAGCUGAGGCAGGAACAACUCAAAUUGCACCAUGGGGAGAGCAACAGGAGUCACUCGCGGGAUAGGCAUUCUUCUGAGAGACGGAAACACCGCAACUCGAGUAAAGAGAGCAGAACAGAAGUGAAGGAAAAUCAAGAAAGGAGAAAUUAUUAUCUAGACCUAGCAGGGAUUGAUAAUAACCCCACAGUGUCUUCUUUGCAUAACACGUCUGCUCCGGCAGCAAUACUCACAAACUCUGGCAGUUGUAGGAGUAAGUCUCGGGAUAUGCGUUCUAAAUCUCACAGUAUUGUGCGAACUGAGCAGCGACAACAGCAGCAGAUAUCCCAUCAAUCCCAGCAUCAAGGUCAUUUCAGGUCAAGGUCACAGGAUGUUUCUUAUCAGUACUUCUUGGAUGGAACUUAUGUAAAUGCCUCAGAACAGUAUAGUAACCCUGCUGAGGGGGCUACAGCAAUGGGAACCAAAGCCAGCCCAAUUUAUGAAAAUCUUCCUCGAACCCCAAAAAGUCGACGGGUUCCAAAAUAUUCCUCCAGCCCAAAGGUCAGGUCAGGGUCAAACCGGCCUCUGCCUGUCCAUGAGGUAGCCAAUCACAACCAGCACUACCAGCGCAGGCACAAACACCGAGAUCGUGACCACAGGCUUGCCAUGCGUCAUGUGUCACAGUGGCUGGAGAAAGAGUGUUCUGUUGAGGAGCAUAAUGGGCAGCUGGUGAUACAGAAACAUGAGCACCAUCAUAUCCAUGAGCAUCAUCAUCAUCACCACUAUCACCAUUACACUGGUGCAGGUGGCGCAGCUGGUGGUGCCACUUCAUGAAAGUAACCAUGGCAACCAGAUGGUGGAUUUUCCAAAAAAUUUUGGUUGCUAAGGGAUAUUUGACUUGGAUUUUUUCUUUGCGAGAUGAUACUUGAAGUUUAGGUAUUAUAUCAGAGCACUUGGAAUAGUCUGUUUUAUAAAUAAAAAUUAUUUAUUUUGGUCUUUUUUUUUUUCUUUUUUUUUUGCAGUCAGCAAAAGAGACUUUUCUUCAAACUAUAUGAGUUAGCAAAUUGAAGUUUUGCAACAGUUCAACUCUCUCUAAUGUUUGGACUAUAAUGUCACUGACAAAAGUGUUGUGUCAAAGUUUGCCAGUGAGGUACAUCAGGGACAUGAAAAGGGGACUCUCCCGUUCACUGGAUAGCAAUACUUGGCCACAUCUUGCCAAAGAAAACUGUCAGGGACGGAAAUUCUUUCUCCAGUUGUGAGCUUCCUACCAAAUAUAACAAUUUUCAUUUUAUACACAUUAUGAUUGAUGUAGACUUUUUUUCUGAACAGGUUACAUACCAGUGUAGGCAUAAAUGUAAAAAAUCCUUUGCAGUAUUUUUAGAUUUAUAUGCCGGAUAUGUUGUGUUUGGGGGAGGGGGGGAUUGCCUGUCAACACCAACAUGAUAUUUCUUUUGAGACAAAUGGGAGCAGUUAAAAGUUGUAGGAGAAUGUUGUAGGAAAACUUGAAGUCUACAGGGUGAAGCAUACUUUCAUGUAUAUAUGUAAUGUAAAUAACCAGUGUUUAUUUAUUGAAGAGUAAGGAGACUCUUUUUUUUAACAGGGUUUGGCCAACUUUUACCAUUUCUUUUCUUUAAUACCAGUUGUUGUAUUUAAGUACAAUUGCCGAUUUUACCUUCCCAUGGAAAAUAGCAAGGGAAGAAAUCAUUGGGUUGUAACUUUGUUGGCAAACUGUGAUGUAAUAUUCAACUACUUCUGUUAUCCACUCCUUUUUAUGACAAACAAAUCAUGCCAAAUGUAGAAAUUUAGAUAUCGGAUUAAUUUAAUUGUCUGUUUCAUGUUAGGCUGCAGUAUUAUAUCACUUUAUCAGUCUUCAGUGGUACUACCUCAUACUUAAAGAGAUUGGUUGUUCUUUUUGUUAAUCAAAUGAGUUGAAUGGUACUUUUAUUUUCCUCUGAGAAGUUAUUUACAUAUGGCCACUGACCUUGGUGGAAUAUAUAUAUAUAUAUAUAUAUAUAUAUAUAUAUAUAUAUAUAUAUAUAUAUGAUCCAAGUUGAGAUGGCAGAUUAAGAUUUUCAGUUCACUUCUUUUUCUUUGUAAAAGGUAAAGGAGGAUUUGUAUCAAAAUGAAACAAGGUAUGUGAUUUAUAAGUAUUACACAAUAGUUAACACUUGUAAACUUCUUUGGUUGUAAGAAAAAAAUAAGAAAGUUCACUUACAUUAAGGGACUUAGAGUGGGAGGACUUAUAGUGAGAGUUGAAAAUCCAAUGGGGAUGUCAGACAUUCAUGGUUGGAAAAAUUGUUUGAAUAAGUAAAAAAAAAAGGUGAAGUUGAUAUUGCACACUCGGAUAAAGGCACAGAAAGUGUAAUCAAGAUCCAUUUUGUGGUGUUUUUCGCACCCAUAAGUCACCCCUUUACCUGUAAUACCAUGGUAAGCUACUGAACAGUUUAUGUGAUAUACUACUUGGUAAAAUAUGUAAAUUAUUUAAUGUACGUUUAAAAAAAUUGGAUUUAAUUUGACAGAAGAAUAUUGGUCUUUUUUUCUCAAGACACCGACUGUAAUUGUGGUUAGAACUGAUGACCGGCACAUCUGGGUUCAAAUAGUCUUUAAUUAAGUUGAAGGUAGAGUCGUGGCGGAGCAGUUGUGUUCGGUUAUUGUUAUAAAAUUCACACUCCUUGGUUUGACUGGUUUGUAAUUAAUAAAGUGUACAUUUGUUUGUAUAAUAUUGUACAUUGUAAUCAUGUGUUUUAGCAAAUAAACGAUAGUAAUAUUAAAGUGUUAA
This is a messenger RNA of Lingula anatina, 4081 nucleotides long. RefSeq lists its product as uncharacterized. Gene Ontology annotation, cellular component: cytoplasm. NCBI's taxonomy places the organism in Eukaryota, Metazoa, Brachiopoda, Lingulata, Lingulida, Lingulidae. The record is from RefSeq and is a predicted model, not a curated record. Gene Ontology annotation, molecular function: calcium ion binding. Gene Ontology annotation, biological process: negative regulation of Wnt signaling pathway.